CCCUCGGGAAGUGACCACGGCCGUUCGUCGCAUUUCCAGUCCAUUCAACGCCAUGGGAGGAACUCAGUCCACGUCCGAAUUCGAGGGCGAUCCGAACGUCCCCGAUGCCCUCGGCCUCACGGCCAGGAAUAAGGCGGCCAUCAGGAGCUCGUUCAAGUUGGUCCAGGAGGACUUGAAGGGGAAUGGGCAUCGGUUCUUCUGCCACCUGUUCGACACCUUCCCGGAGUUCCAGGACCUGUUCGUGGCCGUGAGGGGCGUGGCCCCCGAGGAGCUGAAGACGAGCAAGAAGCUGGCCGCCCACGGGCUCUUCUUCAUGAGCGCCGUCGAGGCCUUCGUGGCCAACAUGGAGGAGCUGGAGGUCCUCGAGGAGCUCCUGCGGAAGAUGGCCGCCCGGCACAAUCAAUUCGGUCUUACCAAGGCCGAUUACCAGAGAGCGACGAAGCUGUUCGUUGAAUUCUUCCUCUCCAUGCCCGAAGUGGAGAAGCUGGACGUGAAGAGAGACUUCCUCCUCGAGUCCUGGCAUAAGCUGUUCGCCGUGGCCGUGGAUGUCAUCGCGAAGUACAUCGUCCCCUUG
Messenger RNA from Darwinula stevensoni, 574 nucleotides. The record is from the annotation of a GenBank genome assembly. Lineage: Eukaryota; Metazoa; Arthropoda; Ostracoda; Podocopida; Darwinulidae.